GCUCGUGCAAAUCAGACGCCGUGCUGUUCCUUUCCUCAGAAGCUAGCCGCCCGUGCGACAUCGCAACCGUCAGGUCACUCCCGCGCGUCCACACUCAAAGACCCACAUCACCCAUGGAGCUGGUAGAGUCCUCACAGGGAAACACCGCAGUUACCUCCAGGCUUGUUGGAGGAGAAACAAAUGAGCCAGUCUUUAGGCUGAAUCUUCCAGCAGGAUUCAGCGUCGUGGUGGACGACGUGGACACGGGCAGCCACGAGCAGCUGCAGCUGGAGGCCGAGGAGCGCCUGGAGCCGCAGCCGCAGCCGCGCGCCAAGACGCCCGAGGGCGAGGACGCCCCCGCACCGGAGGAGCAGCCGCCAGACGCCCGCAUCCGCCAGAUACAGGUGGAAGCUGAGAGCCGCAAGAGCGAGUUCGCACGGCUGCUGGAGGAGCACGCGCAGGUGGUGAUGCAGCUGAAGCAGAUGGAGAGCGACGAGGCGGUGUUGGCGCCCCCUGCCACCACCACCAGCGCCUAGGCGCCACCAAGGCACCAGCCGCCGGCCACAGCCGCCACAGGCCUACGACGGCGAUCCGUCAUUUCUCUCGCACCGUCAUUCCUCCUCCACCUAACCCUCCCCUAUGUCCUCUUCCUCAGGGACGUGAACGAACCAGCUGUCGCACCACAGGGCCGAAUUUUCUUCGU
Molecule: messenger RNA, 682 nt
Organism: Schistocerca serialis cubense
Lineage: Eukaryota; Metazoa; Arthropoda; Insecta; Orthoptera; Acrididae
Exons: 4
Coding region: 114-515 (133 amino acids)
Source: RefSeq, a predicted model, not a curated record